Olea europaea var. sylvestris is the source of this 1517-nucleotide messenger RNA. RefSeq names its product malate dehydrogenase, mitochondrial-like. NCBI's taxonomy places the organism in Eukaryota, Viridiplantae, Streptophyta, Magnoliopsida, Lamiales, Oleaceae. Bases 132 to 1178 code for a protein of 348 amino acids. The record is from RefSeq and is a predicted model, not a curated record. The transcript has 7 exons. Gene Ontology annotation, cellular component: cytoplasm; mitochondrion. Gene Ontology annotation, molecular function: L-malate dehydrogenase (NAD+) activity. Gene Ontology annotation, biological process: malate metabolic process; tricarboxylic acid cycle.
GUAGCGGACUUCUCGAUCUACGCACCCACCAUAAAUAUAUACCCUCGCCCUACGCUUCUCUACAAGCUGUCAAUUCAUUUUGGUUCCUUUGAAUUUUCCUUCUAUCUACGGUAUCACUGUGAUAGUACGAAAUGAAGGCAGCUAUAUUGAGAUCUCUUCUCAGGAAGAGCUCUACAGUAGCUCCAUCAUCAUCGUAUGUAUUGCGCCGUGGCUUUUCAUCGGAGUUGGCGCCUGAGAGGAAAGUCGCCAUUCUUGGAGCCGCCGGUGGGAUCGGCCAGCCGCUGUCUUUGCUGAUGAAGCUGAACCCGCUCGUCUCUAAGUUAGCCCUUUACGAUAUCGCCGGCACCCCCGGGGUCGCCGCUGACGUCAGCCACAUUAACACCAGAUCUGAGGUGACUGGGUACAUGGGAGAUGACCAGCUAAAACAGGCUCUGGAGGGAUCAGACGUUGUCAUUAUUCCAGCUGGUGUCCCCAGAAAGCCUGGUAUGACCCGUGAUGAUCUCUUCAACAUUAACGCUGGCAUUGUCAAGUCUCUUUGCUCUGCCAUUGGCAAGUAUUGCCCAAAUGCACUUGUCACUAUGAUUAGCAACCCGGUGAACUCCACUGUCCCAAUUGCUGCUGAGGUCCUCAAGGGAUUAGGAGUAUAUGAUGAGAAGAAACUGUUGGGCGUGACCACACUUGAUGUGGUUAGGGCCAAGACAUUCUAUGCUGGCAAGGCCAAAGUCAAUGUGGCGGAGGUCAAUGUACCUGUUGUUGGUGGUCAUGCAGGCAUAACGAUUCUUCCAUUGUUUUCACAGGCCUCACCAAGAGCCAAUUUGUCUGAUGAAGACAUUAAAGCGCUCACGAAAAGAACACAAGAUGGUGGAACAGAAGUCGUCGAAGCUAAGGCCGGAAAGGGAUCAGCUACCCUCUCAAUGGCUUAUGCAGGGGCUAUAUUUGCUGAUGCUUGCUUGAAAGGACUUAAUGGAGUCCCGGAUGUAGUGGAAUGUUCGUUUGUGCAGUCAACAGUCACCGAGUUACCCUUCUUUGCAUCCAAGGUGAGACUUGGGAAGAAUGGUGUUGAGGAAGUCCUAGGUUUGGGGCUGCUUUCUGAAUUCGAGCAGCAAGGCCUAGAAGCUCUCAAGCCUGAGCUAAAAUCCUCCAUUGAAAAGGGAAUCAAGUUUGUCCAUCAGAGUUGAAAUGGCUUCUAUGGUACUCCAUUUCAUCAUUAAGAACUCGACACAAUUUUGCAUUCUUUAUUGCCAAAGUUAAAUUUUUGAAGUUGCCCAUGCUGCUAGAGAGACUAGUCCUUGCGAAAUGGGCUUAGAGCACAUUACUUAAAAUAAUACCGGCUAGAUAACCAAGUUGUUCACCUAUGAGCUACAUUUGCUUGGUUAUGUCUAGUUGCUUAGUGUGUAAUGUUAUUCACUUGCGGGUGGUUGUGUGUUAUUGACACUUUCGAGUGUUGGAAAAUAAUCUAGUUGCUUUUCAUAUCAAUUUGCAAACACGGCUCAAUAAAGCUCGAAAGCUGUCCUCCA